ACCUUUGCUUCAUCAGCCAGUCUCACUGCAAGGCAUGUUGCUGUCACAGACGGCUGGGAAAGCACUCCCCGGUGUGGAAAGAGAGGGCUUGCCACCGCUUUGGACUUCUAGGGACAUUUCUUUCCCGGAAGAAAUUUAAUUUAAUUGAAACCACCUCCAGAAGAUUCACUACUGCACUGUAGACGGGGAGCAAAGCCAGGAAGGACCGGCAUGGGAAUCCUGUAUUCUGAGCCCAUCUGCCAGGCAGCCUACCAGAACGACUUGGGGCAAGUGUGGCGGUGGGCGAAAGAAGACAACCAUUUCGUGGAUGUCCAAGAUGGCUUCAACGGAGACACUCCCCUCAUCUGCGCCUGCAGGCGAGGCCACGUGCGAAUUGUCUCCUUCCUCUUAAAGAGAAAUGCUGAUGUCAACCUGAAAAACUUGAAGGAGAGAACCUGCUUGCACUAUGCUGUGAAGAAGAGGUUUACCUUCUUCGAUUAUCUACUCAUUAUCCUUUUAAUGCCUGUCUUGCUCCUCGGAUAUUUCCUCAUGGUAUCAAAGACGAAGCAGAACGAGAAUCUUGUACGCAUGCUCCUUGAUGCUGGUGUCGACGUUAAUGCUACUGACUGCUAUGGCUACACUGCCUUGCAUUAUGCAUGCCAGAUGAAGAACCAGACUCUCAUCCCUCUGCUUCUGAGAGCCCAUGCAGACCCCAUGAUCAGGAACAAGCAUGGAGAGAGUUCCCUGGAUAUUGCACAGAGACUAAAAUUUUCCCAGAUUGUAUCGAUGCUCAAGAAAGCCUCAUAGUCCUGUGACUUCUCAUGUGGUGACAGAGACACAGCCGAAGGACAGGAUGUUAUUCCUGUCUUGGAUAAUUGUUACUCUACGGGCACUCAAGCUGGGUGCAUCUGCCCUGUGACAAGCACUGGUCUUAGAAUGACUUUUAUUCAGUGGAGGUCACUAUGGCCACGAUCUCUGAAGCACCCAUGACACUUGUUGGAAUCGCUAUUACUGUCAAAGCUAAAUUUUUAAAAAAUUCCAAUUCAGUGUUUUCUAAAGACAAGUUGGAGUUACCUGAGGUUACAUUCUCUUUUCCUAGUUGUGACAUCUUUCAGGAGACUUUGCCCUCCAUCCUGUCCUGGGAGAUGAAUGGUUCUUCACAGGUGCUUUGACAUACUAAGCCAAACAAUGAAAGCAUGUGCACUUGGACAGCAUGGCAUGUAUGUGCAGGGAGCUAGAGAUUCCAGCAUGAAUGUCCGUUGAUGGAAAAUCUUCAGGAAAAAACAUGCCAGGUGUCAGUUAUGAGCUUAUCCAAACCAUAGAAAUUGGCACAUGCUCCAUGGCAGAACUGUUUUUUCCCAUUGUUUCUGGGGGGCUGGUUUACCAAUAUAGCAGCAUACA
This is a messenger RNA of Arvicola amphibius (Eurasian water vole), 1380 nucleotides long. It is a transcript of the gene Ankrd22, whose product is annotated as ankyrin repeat domain 22. Gene Ontology annotation, molecular function: protein binding. NCBI's taxonomy places the organism in Eukaryota, Metazoa, Chordata, Mammalia, Rodentia, Cricetidae. Bases 211 to 786 code for a protein of 191 amino acids. The record is from RefSeq and is a predicted model, not a curated record. The transcript has 6 exons.